AUGUCUUACAGCAGGGUCGGAGUCGUUACCGGUGCAAACAAGGGCAUUGGCCUAGCAAUUGUGCACCAACUUGCACUCCAGUAUCCCAAGUCCCCGCUUAAUGAUGGGCCCUUCUUGAUCUACCUGGCUGCACGCGACCAAGGCAGAGGAGAAGCAGCUGUGAAGAAUCUCGAGCAAGAUGCACAACUUAAGCAAGCAAAAGCACUCAAAGCCGAUGGCGGGCUCUCAGAAAUCAAGUUCCACCUAUUGGACAUCACCAGCAGCGACAGUAUCAAGACCCUCGCAGAUCACCUAAAGCAGGCCCACAGCGACGGCAUCGACUUUGUCAUCAACAACGCCGGCAUCGCCCUUGACGGCUACAACGCCGAACUUGUGAAAAAAACGCUAAACUGCAACUACUACAAAACCCUCGAAGCAAGCCACACCUUCCUCCCCCUCCUCAAACCCACCGGUCGCCUCAUCAACGUCGCUUCCAUGGCCGGCAAACUAAACAAGUACUCUGAACCCGUCCGGAACCGCUUCCUCACCGCAAAAACCGAAGCCGACAUCACCGCCAUCAUGCAAGAUUUCGUCGCCGCCGUCGAAGCCGGUAAGGAGAAAGAGCAAGGGUUCCCGACGGCGGGAUACGCAGUCAGUAAAGCGGGAUUGAUUGGCGCGACGAAAAUACUACCGAAGGAGGUGAAGGAGAGUGGGCGGGAGGGCGUGCUGGUUAAUGCGUGUUGCCCGGGAUAUGUGAAUACGGACAUGACAAAGGGGAAUGGGACGAAGACGCCGGAUAAGGGGGCGCAGACGCCGGUGUUACUAGCGUUGGGGGAUAUCAAGGGGAAAACGGGCGGGUUUUGGCAGGAGGAGAGGGAGAUUGAUUGGGUUGGGGAGGUGAAGGGUUGA
This is a messenger RNA of Bipolaris oryzae ATCC 44560, 888 nucleotides long. RefSeq lists its product as uncharacterized. Gene Ontology annotation, molecular function: oxidoreductase activity. The record is from RefSeq and is a predicted model, not a curated record. The transcript has 3 exons. Lineage: Eukaryota; Fungi; Ascomycota; Dothideomycetes; Pleosporales; Pleosporaceae. Bases 1 to 888 code for a protein of 295 amino acids.